AUGAUUGCAAUUCUUCUGCUUGCCCUCUUGUUCAGUUGCAUCUUCAAAAUGGAACCUAGCGACGAUGAUGCAGAUGAAGACGAAGAAGAUCCUCGUCUUAGAUAUGAUCAGGAGUGGAUCCCUGAGAUACGAAAUGAGGGAGUUGGGUAUCGCCCGAUGAAUCAGGCGGCUUUACAGGCAAUCAGGGAGAAAAGACUGAAAGAAGUCCGGAUGUGGGAGAUCAUCAAGGAGAUCGCUCUUUACAUCUUCUACCUUUGGGUCAUUCUCGUCCUCUCAUAUGGCAACAGGAGCCCGAAUGCCUUCUACCUCCAGGAUGCAUUCGCUAACGCCUUCCUAAGGAUAGGAGAUCCCAACGUGGACUUCACCAAGGUCUGUCGCAAGUAUAUGAUCACGAGCUCUCCGGAAAAUCUCUCGCUGCAUUCUAAUCCAUCACAGGUGGUCACGACAAGCGACUACUGGAGCUGGCUAAACGCCGUUGCGAUGGAUCAACUCCGUGCUCAGAAUUGGUACAAUGGAGAUGCGCCAUGGGGCUUCAGAGGUUUCCUGGACGACCGAGUAAAUCGACUCAUUGGAUAUGGAACACUUCGUCAAGUCCGAGUCCGUCCCCAGUCUUGUCUGUAUACGGUGGCAUCGAAGAUGGGAACUCUUCCCAUUGUGGGACGUAUUGACAUCUACAGCGGUGGAGGAUACGUGGUGAAAUUGCAAGGAUUCGAAUCUGAAAUUCGAAGUCGCCUCAGGACGUUGCAAGAUCUCGACUGGAUCGAUCGCUACACCAGGGCCGUCUUCCUGGAAUUCUUCACUUACAACGCUCAAGUGAACUUGUUCGGAGUUGGUCGGGUGACAGUUGAAAUGAUUCCUGGCGGAGGGAUGGUGCAAAGUUGGCGAUUCGACGGAAUUACCCUUCUCCCCUAUCAAACUGCAUUCGGUGUCUUCAUCCUCAUCUGCGAACUGCUUUUCCUCCUCUUCAUCCUUUAUUUCACUUAUCAAUGCUUCAGAGCGUGCUGCAAGGAAAAACGUCAAUACUUCCUUCAGUACUGGAGCUACGCCGACAUGACAACUCUGUUGCUGGGGUGGACUGCUGUCGGGCUCUACGCCUAUCGAUAUGUUGCCACUCAGGACGUCUUGAAGAAGAUCUACGAAUCCUACGGCAACGAAUACGUCAACCUCCACCAUGUGGCUCUCAUUGACGAGAUUUUCGGAUAUAUAGUUGCCUUCCUCACCUUCAUCGGAAUGGUUUCCUUCAUCAGACUCCUUCGAUUCAAUCGUCGAAUGGGAGUCCUUGCGGCAACUAUGAAACAAUGUUGGAACGACCUUCUUGGCUUUGCCUUCGUAUUCUUCAUGUUCUUCAUCGCAUUCUGUCUCAUGUUCUAUCUUUUCUUCUACGUGGACCUGGAAGAAUGGCGGAAUUUCGUAACGGCCUUCGGGACCUGCUUUUCCAUGUUGUUGGGGAAAUUCAAGUUCGACAGCAUGAAACAGACCAACAUUGUUGGAGCCGUUUUUUUCUUUUUUUUUGCCAUCUCGAUGAGUCUCAUCAUGAUCAAUCUCUUGAUGACCAUCAUCAUUCGAGCAUUUGAGGUUAUCAAGACAGACCUGUUCAAGCAGCCGAACGAAUAUGAAGUAAUGGAGUUUCUCUGGUUGAGGGCAAAAUCCUAUUUCGGCCUGUCUGGACGAAGGGGAAAAGUAGUUCCAGUUCCUCAAGAUCGGCUAAAACCCGAAAAAGGAAAUGAAAAGAAGCAAAGCGACGACAAAGCCUUGGAGGUGAACCAAAAAGUGGACAUGCUCAUUCAUCACAUCAACACCGUUUAUUUCCAGGGUAACCUGGAUCCCAGCAACAAGGACUGGAUGGAGGAAAUGUCUCAGCAGAGAACUGGCCGAAAUCGAACUCAACGUUAUUGAGAUUCUCUGUGACGACGAUGACAACCCUUGGAACUUUUUCUCUCAAUUUCUGAAUUUUUAUGGAGUUUCUCUUCAGCCUUGCUCGAAUUCGACUACUGCAGGAUGCACCAUGGAAAACUUCUACCAAGACGGAUCCAUUUUAUUUCCAUGAACAAAUUCUUCUUUUCGAAUAUUUGCUCCACUAGAAGUAACUCAACCGAUAUGAAUCAUCCACUGUGGUAUGAUGGAAUUCUCACCCUUUCACGCAGUUUAAAACUUUGAAUUUGAUUGAUGCAUUUUGCUUUUCCUUUUUGUUUUGCGAAUUCCUGUGCACUCUAUAUUGAAC
Messenger RNA from Darwinula stevensoni, 2221 nucleotides. The record is from the annotation of a GenBank genome assembly. NCBI's taxonomy places the organism in Eukaryota, Metazoa, Arthropoda, Ostracoda, Podocopida, Darwinulidae.